Messenger RNA from Cryptomeria japonica (Japanese cedar), 2132 nucleotides. RefSeq names its product actin-related protein 8. The transcript has 12 exons. The record is from RefSeq and is a predicted model, not a curated record. Gene Ontology annotation, molecular function: protein binding. The coding region runs from base 424 to 1836 and encodes 470 amino acids. Lineage: Eukaryota; Viridiplantae; Streptophyta; Pinopsida; Cupressales; Cupressaceae.
AAAAACGAAGUCUCUGAUUCAAAUUACGAAAGCGAUCGUUUGCUGUUGGGCAGUUGAUGUCGUGUUCGAUUUCAGUUUCAUUGAUAACGAGGACGAGGUCCGAGAGUUGUGUGGACGAGGACGAGGACGAGGACGAGGUCUCCGUCCACGUUUACAAUUUAUUUACAUAAAUAAAAAAUCUUUUCUUCCCAGCAGGAAUUUACAAUUGGUCAAAUAAAAUUUACAGGAAUUUCUCUACAACAGCGACUGUUCUUCCGAACACCGUCCUCGCCAUGAGUACGGUGACGCAAAUCGCCGGGAUGCCCCCACGUCAUCCCCAUAAACUCAAUCCGCACAUUUUCUUACCUCUAUUUUACAUCGAACUCACUCAUAGCUCUACAGAAACAGAGACAGAGACAGACGGUUUCUAAGAAUUCAACGGCCAUGUUGCUACGCAGGGUUUGGAAUUCUCUGCGGAAAAGUUCGAUGUCGCAGAACAGCGAGGAUGUAGACUCCCAAGAGCUAUCUCCGGCGGAAAAUUUGAGUGCGGAUGUGUUUGAUUUGAUAUUGCAGCGGUUGGGGCCGAGGGGUUCCGCUAAGGCUGCUGUUAUUUGCAGGACAUGGAGGAAUUUUGUGGAAGACGAGAGGCUGUGGGAGUCUUUCCUGCGGGAGGAGUGCGGGGAAACGUGGCAGGCUACGGUUUUUGCGGAGACCUAUUUGCGGGCUGGCCUUCCGCUCAGGUCUGUCAUUCCAGGUGAAUUCACGCACUUGCCAUUCCGGGAAAUAUAUAGCCAGCGAGCACAUGUGCAGCGUUCAGUCAUUAUAGAUGGGGGAUCGGGCUAUUGUAAAUAUGGAUGGAGUACAAAUUCUGGACCAUCAGGUAGAUCAGCCACAUUUCUGGAGUUUGCAAACAUUGAAUCUCCAAUUCAUUCAAGGCUUAAACAUUUUUUCUCAACAAUAUAUCGCAAGUUGAAUGUAAAACCAUUAGCACAACCUCUUGUGAUUUCCACACCUAUAUGCCAUUGUGAUGAUACACAGUCUGCCAAAGCUGCUAGACAAAAUUUAAGAGAAGCCAUAUAUCAAGUGUUGUUUGAUAUGAAUGUACCUGCUAUAUGUGCAAUUGAUCAGGCAGUUUUAGCUCUAUAUGCUGCACAACAAAUAUCUGGAAUAGUUGUCAACAUUGGUUUUCAAGUCACUUCUAUAGUUCCAAUUUUGUGUGGUAAAGUCAUGCGCAAUGUGGGUGUGGAACUUGUGGGCCAGGGAGCAUUACGGAUUACUGGUUUUCUUAGUGAAUUGAUGCAUGGAAGUGGAAUUGAAUUUGGCUCAAUGUACACUGUAAAAGUUCUUAAGGAGAACUUGUGUUAUGUGGCUGAAGAUUAUCAUGCGGAACUGUUGAAGAAUACAAAAUCAUCCCAUUUAGUUAAAGAUGAGGGGAUCUUUACUCUAUCACAUGAGCGUUUCCAAGCAACAGAGAUCCUUUUCCAGCCUCAGCUUGGUGGCAUACGAGCAAUGAGUUUGCAUCGAGCAGUUGCACUCUGCAUCGACCAUUGUCAUUCUUUUGAAAUGGAGAAGGUUGUAGAUGAAGGAUGGUUCAAGACUGUUGUUUUGACAGGGGGCACAGCGUGUUUACCUGGCCUUGCAGCAAGGUUAGAGAGAGAGCUGCAUCAAGCAUUGCCUAUUUCAAUAUCAAAUGGUAUUAGAGUGCUUUCACCUCCUUGUGGACCUGAAUCUGUGUGGUUUGGAGGAAAGAUUGUCAGCAAUAUGAGUACUUUCCCUCAGGCCUGGUGCAUAACAAAGAAACAAUUCCGACGAAAUGGUCCAAGUUUCAUCCAUGCCAUGGCUCUUGAUGAUGACUGAACUAGAUUGGAGUUUAGUAAGUUUGAUAUGCAUGACAACAAACGUAUAUGUGGCUCUGAAUUGACACAAACCAUACAAGUGGAUUCCUCAUCUGCAGCAUACAUAUCAAUUGUGCUUAUAUAUCAUUAUGAUAUGUGUAUCAUAGCUAUCCAAAUAUAUGAAUCAUGCAAAUUACUUUUUCGUUAUCAAUUAGAUAUCAUAGCUAUCGAAGGAUAAGUAAGACAGACUUGAACAUGAGAAAGUAAGAUUAUCUUCUAAUGCAUAAUUUUAAGUAAAAUGAUUUUCUUAAGUUUCCA